This is a messenger RNA of Didymella exigua CBS 183.55, 1428 nucleotides long. RefSeq lists its product as uncharacterized. NCBI's taxonomy places the organism in Eukaryota, Fungi, Ascomycota, Dothideomycetes, Pleosporales, Didymellaceae. The record is from RefSeq and is a predicted model, not a curated record. The coding region runs from base 236 to 1402 and encodes 388 amino acids. The transcript is spliced from 2 exons.
CAAAACUUAGGAGUUGCUGAGCAGGCGAUGUCCAACGGCUGCAAGGACUACUACUAGUGCACAUGCAAGUAUCGGUCCUCCUCUGCAGCAUACGUCAAGGCGUCCUUUCAGUCAAAGCUCAAUGAUUGUCCACUUUGCGACUCACAUAUCCGUGCCUCUGGAUCGUAGCAGCCACAGUUUAAUAUUUGUGGCCGGCAACAUUUCUUUCGUUUGAUAAUACAACCCUAUACCGGGCAUGGAAUUCAUCGCAUGGAUAUGUCUUUCCUGGGGACUGGUAGUGCAGGCCGCACCUCUGUCAAAAGAGGACGCACUUGAGAUCAGGAAUAACGAGAAUAUACACAUCAUAACUGGCGAGCCGGCCAGAGAUCGGACAAUAUUCGUGGUCGUGGCUAUCUUUUGCACAACAAUCCUUGCCUUCCUGCUGGGAUCUCGUAUACGCCGGUUGAAUCGAGGCAUCCGAUCAAGACGAAACUUUAUGGCACCCCUCCUCCUCGCCAUAUACAUCACGGUCGCAUGCUACAUCAUUAUAUCCGCAGCAUUGGUGUCUGGGCAAGGGCUAUACACGUACAAGCUUUGCGACGCUGGGACGUGGGUGUGCUUAAUGUUCUACAUCAUGGCCAAAGGUUUCGUGUACGCCUUUCUGGUUGAACGCGUCCACAUCGUCCGCGCGCCUUUCGUUAGCCGCGGCAAAGAUAAGGUCUACAUCGCCUGCCUUGUUCCCGCGAUGAUCAUGUAUACCGGCAUAUCCCUUAACUCGUAUUUCUGGCGCGUCACCGCAAUGCACGAGUCGGAUGGCCGUUGUCACUUUGGCAUCGAGAGCCAGGCGUCGAUACCGAUCCUGAGCGUCAACAUCAUCACGAACGUUGGUCUUACUGGUGUGUUCUUCUACCUCCUGCGACCAAUUAUCAAACUUCAUGGCAUGCCCACCGUUUCUGCUGCACUCUCGCGGACCAGCAAAACAGAGCCAGUAAUUGCGAGAGGUGAGACGGCCGUCCAGAGGAACAUCAAGACUUUGUUAACGAAGAGCAUCAUCGGCGCAAUCUUGAUCGAGCUUCCCGUGGCAGCGAACAUGAUACAGUUCCUCGUCACAGGUGGCAGGGAAUUGGGCAUGAUGUGUUUGGCCUUCUGUAUGGGCGACGUGUUCUGGGAUGCACUGGUCAUUCACUGGCUAACUUUUGGGUCAUCGGCCGCGGCCGAGAAGGAUUUGCUACGCUCGACAGACGCGAGCUCAAGGCGGGCAUUGACAAGACAGCAAAGCAAUACUCCAUCAAGAGCAAGUAGUCAGCGAGAGGUGAGGGAAGUACCAGUGAAAGCACCUGAGCCGGCGUUUGCGCAAGCUCCGGAUCCUGAGAUGGCAAUUUGCCAUGAAUCAGCCAAAGGGCCGUUCUCGUUGCGGCGAUGAGACACGCAACAAUACACAUGAUUCCA